CAUAGCAUACACUACACCCUUACUCGAUCAGCAAUUCAACUAGUGUAAUUCUUUAGAGAAAGGACAUGCUGUGAGACAACACGGUAGGGAGUCUGUGUGGCGGCCAACAGCUCUAGAAUGUCAAACAUUUAUACAAUAAGAGCUAUUCUCUGUGGUCAGUGGUCCUCUAGUGAAAGACUAGAUGGCAAAACGGUUAUCAUUACUGGAGCCAAUGCUGGCAUUGGCAAAGAGACAGCAAUGGACCUGGCAAAGAGAGGGGGCAGGAUAAUCUUGGCCUGCAGAGACUUGGGCAGAGCUGAGGCGGCACAGAGAGAGAUCAUUGAGAAAUCUGGAAACACCAAUAUUGUGACCAGAAAGAUGGAUUUGUCCGACACAAGGUCCAUUAGAGAAUUUGCAGAGUUAAUCAACAGGGAAGAGAAACAAGUGAACAUUCUUAUCAACAAUGCUGGGAUCAUGAUGUGUCCAUACUCUAAGACCGCAGAUGGCUUUGAGAUGCAGUUUGGAGUGAACCAUUUGGGUCACUUCCUGCUCACCUUCCUGCUGAUUGAUCUGAUAAAGAGAUCCAGACCAGCCAGAAUCAUCAACCUGUCCUCCAUGGCUCACAAAUGGGGUUGGAUCCAGCUAGAGGACAUCAACAGUGAGAGGAGCUACCACUCCAGAAGAGCAUAUGGACAGAGCAAAUUAGCCAACAUCCUGAGUAUACGGUCCCUGGCCAAGAGACUAAAAGACACUGGAGUGACAGUUUAUGCAGUCCAUCCAGGUAUAGUGAGGACUGAGCUGAAGAGACACAUGAAUUUAGCCCUGCUGAUAUCCUGGAAGAUUGUCAGACCUUUCACCAAAACUAUUGUACAAGGUGCCCAGACCUCCAUCUACUGUGCUGUGGAGCCAGAGCUGGAGACAGAGAGCGGUGGAUAUUACAGUGACUGUAAACCCUCCAGCUGUACCAGGGCUGCCAAGGAUGAUGAGAUGGCUCAGAAACUAUGGGAACUCAGCUGCCAAAUGCUUGGGAUAACAUGGGACUGAACAUCAUCCUUGAAUAUCAUUAUAGAUAGGCUAGAAUAUGUCAAUUGUUUGAAAAGUGCAUGCCUUGAAUGCUUACGCAAUAGGUUAUACUAUGGAAUCUAUAGUUAUACUAUUGUUAUGCAUACUAUGAAUAUGAAUGCUGUAUACGCAGAGCUUGACUUGGGAUGAAAUUGGUCCAUUAGACUAUGUACACAGAAAUUCCCAAAUGGCAUUAGCCUAUGUUAUAGAGACCUGAUUAUUCAGUGUUAAGGGUUCAUACUCAGUUUGACAGAUGGAAUUUCAUAACUUUUCCAUAACUUUUAACCAAAUUUACAUGACCAUUAAUUGGUGGCAUCUCUAUGUAGCCUACAUGGAAAAAGUCAGCAUAAAUGUGGUAUUGACACUAGAAGGCUGCUGGUCUCCGAUCACAUGUAGCCCUACUAGCUCCUGUCGUUGUGCCCUUGAUCAAGGCACUUAACCCCCCCACAAAGUAGAAUAACUGCACUGUUAAUGAACCUCUACAGGAUCGGUGUCCCCCUGCAGGACGGUUGAGCUAACAUGCGCUAAUAUGAUUAGCAUGACGUUGU
Molecule: messenger RNA, 1589 nt
Organism: Oncorhynchus tshawytscha (Chinook salmon)
Lineage: Eukaryota; Metazoa; Chordata; Actinopteri; Salmoniformes; Salmonidae
Product: retinol dehydrogenase 12-like
Exons: 7
Coding region: 118-1023 (301 amino acids)
Source: RefSeq, a predicted model, not a curated record